Messenger RNA from Mucor mucedo, 1012 nucleotides. RefSeq lists its product as uncharacterized. The transcript has 5 exons. NCBI's taxonomy places the organism in Eukaryota, Fungi, Mucoromycota, Mucoromycetes, Mucorales, Mucoraceae. The record is from RefSeq and is a predicted model, not a curated record. The coding region runs from base 187 to 990 and encodes 267 amino acids.
CUCCGGGCGUAAACUAAUGCUAUUACAUUUCGUCAUGGAUGGGCCCGAUUUUUUAGGCUAAUUGUUAAAUCGCUCAUAUCUAAAACACUCUCUCUUUUGUCUCUGCUCUCUCUCUCUCUCUCUCUCUCUCUCUCUCUUUUCAAAAAGUAACAACCACUAAUCUUUUUAAAACAAAACAAAUGAAAAAUGACUAGCAACAACAACAACAACAACAACAACAACGACUCGAACGCCACGCAACCCAGCAAAAACUACGGAGUCUGGACAGAGAAAAGACUUGCUGUUCUUAUCGACUCGAUGAUUAUCUACCAUCCUUUUGAUAAAGGGAAGCUUGAGGUAUCCAAAGCCAAACAAAAUGUGAUGAGAAGAGUGAACAAGACAGAUGCGCAUGUAGCGAAACUUUGUAGCUGGAAUACCUUUCAGCUCAAGGAUAAGAAGAUAAUCAACGAUGAUUUUAAGAGGGCUAAUAAAGAGAUUCGAGUCGAGUGUGAAAAUAUGAACUUUGAGUUAAUUGUUAUAUGGAAUAGAAAUAGCAGUUUUGAGGGCGAUGUCAUGAUAUUAAAGCAAAUGAUGGAUCGCAGAAAGAAAUGGACGAAGAGGACGAAAAGAGCUGAAGCGGAUGCUCUUUUGGAGAAAAAAAUAGAGCAAGAUGCGAUGGCAGUAGCUUCAAUAAGAGGAAAGCUUCCAGUGGGUUACCACACCGAUGUAAAUCAGAUGGAUUCUCCAUACCUUGAGAACAGAGAAGUCAUUAGUGAUAGAGCGGCGGCUUGCUUACAACCGGGUCCUGAAUCUAACAAAGGUGCUGAACGCUCAUUAGACAACUUGGAACACUACAGCCGUGAAGAAAUUGAUCAGAUAAAAAAAAUGAUAGAGAGCAACGAAAGAAUAGCAGAUGGGUUGGGAAAUGUGACAAAAAGGUUAGAAGUAAUAAUCAAAAAGGUGGAAUAUCUUGAGCAACUAGAACUCAGCAAACAUGGGAUUAAACAAUAAAAGCUGCUUUAUGAUGGGUUUU